Molecule: messenger RNA, 3361 nt
Organism: Varanus komodoensis (Komodo dragon)
Lineage: Eukaryota; Metazoa; Chordata; Lepidosauria; Squamata; Varanidae
Gene: PLAU
Product: plasminogen activator, urokinase
Exons: 11
Coding region: 173-1477 (434 amino acids)
Biological process (GO): regulation of cell adhesion mediated by integrin; plasminogen activation
Molecular function (GO): serine-type endopeptidase activity
Source: RefSeq, a predicted model, not a curated record
CGAGCAGUGCUCAGCCUACGAAAGGACCGACGGGGGAAGCCCUGUGCGGAGGUGACUGCAAUUGCACAGAACACGGUGCAGGCUUUGCCUGUCAUUCGGCUGAAAGCAGCAAAAAAGAAGAACCAGAGAAGUGGGCCAGACAGUCGAAAAUAGGAACUUAUUACCCAACACAAUGAAGUCGUUCAUCAUCGUCUCUGUAAUGCUGAAUGUCCUUGUCACAGACAUAUCGGCUCGCCAUUGGCAGAGGCAGUAUGAACCAGCAAGCAAAGCUAAAUACGGACAUCAAGGUUGUAACUGUAUGAAUGGAGGAACAUGCAUCUCCUACUACCUGUUUUCUGGAAUUAAACGCUGCUUAUGCCCGGAAAGAUAUAGCGGAGAUCACUGUGAAAUAGAUGCCGAAAGUCGCUGCUAUACAAGCAAUGGGAAAGACUACAGGGGAACCGCAUCGGAGAGCGAGAGCCAGGAGCGGUGCGUGGCGUGGGACUCCCCCCUGCUGCAGAGAUGGCCCUUCAACGAGGGCGUAGCAGGCGCCGUGGAACUGGGGCUGGGCAAGCACAACUACUGCAGAAAUCCAGAUGGCAGAUCUAAGCCUUGGUGUUACGUUAGGAGGGCCUAUCGGACUUCUUCAGCACCUUGCAAUAUACCAGAGUGUAAAAAAGAAUCCACAUGUGGUCAGAGGAGCUUUAGCAAGACCUUUAAGAUAGUUGGUGGGCACCAGGCAAGCAUCGACUCUCAGCCCUGGGUGGCGGCCAUCUUCCAGUCGAGCAGGCCGGGAACGCCAAGUCAGUUUAUUUGUGGCGGCAGCCUCAUAGAUCCGUGCUGGAUUCUCACAGCAGCACACUGCUUCCCUAAAGACAUUCCCAACAUAUCCAGGUACACUGUUUUUCUUGGAAAGUCAGCAGUCAAUGCUACCACUCUGAGUGAACAAAAAUUUAACGUGGACAGGAUGAUCAUUCACGAGGCGUAUUCACAUCAAACCACAGACUUCAACAAUGACAUCGCCUUAAUAAGGAUCAGAUCUUCUUCUGGCCAGUGUGCCCAAGAGACUGACACCGUCAAAACCAUCUGUUUGCCAUCUCAAGGGUUAUCGCUGAGAGAUAAUUUCCAGUGUGAAGUUUCUGGCUAUGGAAGAGAAAGCAGGAGUAGCAUUUACUACUCCAGGAUUCUGAAAACAACGAACGUGCACUUGAUAUCACAGAGCAUGUGUCAGAAAUAUUACGCGGGUCAGACUGUGAAUGACAACAUGUUCUGUGCUGGAGAUCCCCAGUGGAAGACGGAUUCAUGCAAGGGAGAUUCUGGUGGUCCCAUCAUUUGUGAGGCCAAUGACAGGAUGGUGCUGUAUGGGAUUGUCAGCUGGGGUGCUGGCUGUGCCGAGAAGGAGAAGCCCGGAGUCUACACGAGAGUCACAAAGUACCUCCCAUGGAUCGAAUCGCACAUAAAUGGAGUCCAUUUCAGAAGUUACUACCCUCCUAAAUGAACAGAGGGACUUUCUUUGCAACAUGAAUGGCAAACUCAGGGAAAUUGAGCCAAAUAAUGUCACCAUGUGAAUCCUGUUUCUGAGCUGGUUUUUCCUCAGCAGUUAUUUUUUUAGCUUCCUGUCAGGGUUAAUUUUGUGACGUUAAUGCCAUUUUGUCUGGGGUAGAAAUCUCCAGCCUUCACUGUGAACAAAAAUUGUCCCCUGGGAACAUUUAAUUAAGAAAUGUUUUGCCAGUCCAUAUGAUCUAUGUGUCACAGUAUCUCUAGAAAUUAGCCUUAAAUCAUGCUACUAGGUUUUCUGGUGAGCUUUAAAAUUAGCUAUGAACUUGCUAAUGGCUGGAGCCACCCAGGAAAACACAGUUGUCCCAUUGUGUGGAAUGGGACUUAAAGAUGUUGCUGUAUUACCAGCUUGAUUUCAAUGAUACCCAAGUGCCCUUCACCUUCUCUGGAUUGCAUUAUCAGUUUUUAAUGUUUAAAAACUUGCUUCACUGAUGUUCAAUGAUGUUAUCACCCCCAAGGCACAGCUUGGACUGGUUCUACGAUCAAGCUAGUCAUAGUAAUCCAGUGUAACUCAGUGAGUUCAUAGGCAAGUAGAGAACCGAGACUAGUCUUUCCUAUGAAAACACCAGCUCUCAUUCGUGGGCAGCACAGCAGAAAGUUUCUUAGUCAUAAUUGUGGGGCAAGGGGACCAGUGGAAACCUCAUUGAAAGUAAUUGGGGCCAAGCAUGAAAAAUAGUAUUAUACUCUUAAGUUAAACAUUAUUACCUUUUUAAUUCUGUUUUGAAAUAAUUUACUACGAGAAGAAAUGUUAGUUGCCAGCUUUUAACAGAUAGCAAUAGAAAAGUAUUGCUGUCUGUAAGAAGCUUUUAGAAAAGUAAAAUAAACAUUUGGCUUUUAAGGAAAAUAGACACUGAAAGGUAUCCUCAUCUCUAACCUGGUGUAAAUAUAGCUUCACUGGAACUGUUGAGAAGCAUGAGAUAAAAGUUCCAUGCUUUAAUACAGAGUCUCCAUGAAUGUAUUUCAACCACAGCCACCUGCACCUUACCUGCCCACUGCCACUCAAGCCUCUCUUUGGGUCCCCGGUUCCCUUCUUAACGAGUCUUCCUGUCAUGUGUCUGACUGUGUGCAGAACAGUAACAGGAUUUCAGCUGCCAAUGUUUUAUAACAAAUUGAUUAAAUGAUGCUCCUACAGACCCACUGGUGCUUGGGGGGGGGGCACAGGCAGAGAGCCACGUGUGUUUAGGCUUCGGCUCCCAGAACUCUCCACCAGCAUGACCAACAGUCAGGAGUGCCAGGAACGGCUGAGUGAGCCACCCAGGCACCUGCUUUUGCCCACCCUGCUGAAUGGUCCAGGGUACAAUGGGAACCAGAGAGCUAAGCUGUCUCCCCCUGUCUCCCCAGGAGAAGCUUGGAAACCAGUCCUGUGAAGUGCUGGGGAGGGAGCUGGGGAUCUCUGACAGGAUGCUUAGAAGUAUCACCAACUACAGUACCCAGAAUUCUCUAGGGCAACAGUUGAAGGGUUAUGAAAGCAAUGUAAUUUGGUAAAACAGAUGUGAUCAUAGUCUUAAGGUCAGGUUCUUUCAUUCUCAGGGAUGUCCUGCCUUUGUCUAAACAUCAGAAAGCCUCCCGCUAACCUUUACUGAGUUUGCAGAGUUGUAUAUAUGCACACUCUGAACUUGGGUGGACUUUGGCAAACAUGAGGCAUGGGUGACCCCUCAUAAAAACACCUGCAGCUGAAAUUUUCCUUUUCAAAGAUGGUUUUAUUGAUUGAACUUGUAAUAUAUGUCUGGGGGCUGGACCCCCUUUUGUUAUUUAAUAAUUUUACUUUAACUUAUUCUUUAUAAACUGUAAGUAUAAAAAGUCAAUAAAAUAUUACAGUUAUAUA